This is a messenger RNA of Stomoxys calcitrans (stable fly), 1914 nucleotides long. Its product is annotated as apyrase. Gene Ontology annotation, molecular function: nucleotide binding; 5'-nucleotidase activity; metal ion binding. The coding region runs from base 212 to 1879 and encodes 555 amino acids. Gene Ontology annotation, biological process: AMP catabolic process. Lineage: Eukaryota; Metazoa; Arthropoda; Insecta; Diptera; Muscidae. Gene Ontology annotation, cellular component: plasma membrane. The transcript has 8 exons. The record is from RefSeq and is a predicted model, not a curated record.
CUUUAACGGAAUAAACAACAAGUCGGGCAAAUAAAACGCUUCUACCUUAAAUACAUCCGUUCGCAAUCAUCAAAUGGCUGCGUUGUAAGCCAUUAGAAGAUACUAGUGUUGCUUAAACUUACACAAAUUCAAAAAAUAUUUAAAAAAAAAAUAUAAAUAAAACAAAAAUACAAUUAAUUUUUAUUACACAGUGAAAAGAAAAGUCUAAAGCAUGCAACAUUUUAAGAGUUUUGGUGUUUUAUUUUUGCUAAUCAUCGCAAUAGUGAAAUUGUCUCAUGGCCAGAUUAACAGAGAUGACUUAUUUCCGUUAUCUAUCAUUCACAUAAAUGAUUUCCAUGCCAGGUUUGAGGCCACAGAUAGCUCUGGGGGAACUUGUGAAGCAGAUGAGAUUUGCAUUGGUGGCUAUGCGCGCACUGUGCAUACAGUGAAGCAUUUGUUAGAAGAACAAAAAGAGAAUAAUGCAAUUUAUUUGAAUGCCGGUGAUAGUUUCCAAGGAACUUUAUGGUACAACAUAGGACGUUGGAAUGUGACCAGUCAAUUUUUAAACAUGUUGCCGGCCGAUGCCAUGACUUUGGGUAAUCAUGAAUUCGAUCAUGGUGUUGAGGGAGUAGUGCCUUUCAUUGAAGCCUUGAAUAGUCCCAUGUUGGUGGCCAAUAUGGAUUCCACAAAUGAACCAACCCUGAAUGGUAUUUAUGGCAAUUCAACCAUAAUUGAAAGAAACAAUCGUAAAAUUGGAGUUAUAGGAGUGAUUUUGGAAACCACCUAUGACCUUGCCAAUACUGGAAAAUUAAUAUUCCGCAAUGAAAGUGACACCAUUGUGGAAGAGGCCGCCAAAUUGAAAGCCCAAGGAGCCAAUAUUAUAAUUGUCAUUUCCCAUUGUGGCUAUGAUGUUGACAAGUUAAUAGCUGCUAAUGCUGGCUCUGAGAUUGAUGUCAUUGUAGGUUCUCACUCGCAUACUUUCCUUUACACCGGUGAUAAUCCUCCAGGACCAGAUAGACCUCGUGGUGAUUAUCCCACAGAAGUGAUACAUGAGUCAGGGCAUCGUGUUUUGAUUGUUCAAGCUGGUGCCUAUGCCAAAUAUGUGGGUAAUUUGACUGUGUUCUUUGACGACGAUGGCAAUGUGAUGGAUUUUGAAGGUGCACCAAUAUUUAUGGGAGCUGAAGUGCCAGAAGAUCCUGAAGUUGUUGCAGCUAUGGUACCUUGGAAGGAGACCAUUGAUGCCCAGGGCAAAGUUAUUGUUGGAGAAACUCUGGUAGAUCUUUUAAAAUACCCCUGCAGCUAUGAGGAAUGUAAUUUGGGCAACUUUUUCACCGAUGCCAUGAUUCAUGCGUUCUUAAACUUGGCUCCUUACAAUGAGGAAGCUUGGACAAAUGUAGCCAUUGGUCUUAUAAAUACUGGAGCCUUAAGAGUGCCCUUGUAUAGAGGAAAUCUUAGCUAUUCCCAUUUGGUUACCAUGUCACCUUUUGAAAAUAUUUUAACUGCAUUCGAUUUGCCUGGUGACAAGCUACUAGAUGCUCUAGAAUUGGCUGCCAGUAAAGUUGAUUAUGAAAACAAUGUUACCAGUUCCUAUAUAUUUUUGCAAGUUUCUGGCCUUAAGGUGACCUAUGAUUUUAAGAAGCCCGUCAAUGAGCGUGUUAUAGAUUUAAAAGUCCGCUGUGCUGCUUGUGCCAUACCAAAAUAUGAACCCUUCGAUCCCAGUGAAACGUAUAGGAUUGUGACACCAAAUUUCUUACAGGACGGUGGUGAUGGGUUCUAUAUGUUCCGUGAAUUUGGCACUAAUGUUCAGCCCUAUGUCACCGAUUUGGAUGCUUUGUUGGCUUACACUGCUGAUAUAACACCUAUUUACACGGGUCUCGAAGGGCGCAUUAAAGUUGUAUAGAAAUUUAAAGAUUCCAAAACUAGUAUUAUGUAUAU